This is a messenger RNA of Kickxella alabastrina, 1588 nucleotides long. RefSeq lists its product as uncharacterized. The record is from RefSeq and is a predicted model, not a curated record. Lineage: Eukaryota; Fungi; Kickxellomycota; Kickxellomycetes; Kickxellales; Kickxellaceae. The coding region runs from base 104 to 1453 and encodes 449 amino acids. The transcript is spliced from 2 exons.
CAUUCAAUAUUUUAGUUUAAAAGUAAUAAUUUUUCACAAUUAUAUUUUUUCUUUUUCCCUAUUUACUUAUAUCUUCAUUAAUUCACGUCUUGUUCGUUCAAUUAUGCUCAGCUACGCCGCUGCCGGCCGCUUGCGCAUCAUAGCAGCCGAUUCUACACGUCUCGGUCUGAACCACAUUUCAAAAGCCGCCUAUCACCAUCACUCUCACCAUGGCAAGCCCUUGCACGGCGGCAACAGCAAGUGGGUCAUGCGCCUGAUGAACUACCUGCGCACAGGCUUCAGCGCGUUUGCCAGCGGUGGCCGUGUUGCGCCUAUCAAAGCAACCACCGCUGCAGGCCGCCUCUUUGCAAAAACUUCUGCCGCCCGUCUCGGCGCGCGGCCUCAUCUGCGCACGUUGUACCAGCGUCUCUUGUAUCAAACUCGCCUGACUCCCCGCGAUACAUCUCGCAUAGCCAGUCGCGCCAUCGGGUUUGGCCGCUGGGCCUUUGGUAGCGGCGGCAAGUGGUCGCCCUAUUUGCGGACAGUUUCGCAGGCCAUGCGCAGCCUGUCAGGUCCAAAUAACAUUGCAUCGGCACGCGUGGUUAUGGCCCAGCUCCAGCGCCAGGCCCUGGUUGUCGGCAGUCUUUCCCAGCAGCGCCGCGACUAUGCUGCCGUAUCACCGCUUGCGUAUGGAACUCGGAUCAGUAUGCCCUUUUCGAAGACCCAACCCACAGCAGCCGCCACUAGACUCGCGGCCAAGAACACAACUACAUCGGGGAUAUCUCCCGCAGCUUCUGGCGAAAAUGCGGAAAGCAACGCCAGCGUUGACUACCAGCAAGAGCAGAAGCUGCACCUGGUCGCCCAGGCCGCCCAAGAGGCAGCCAUCCCGAUUGAGCAGUGCGUGACAAUCACUAUACCAUACUCGAUCAUGGCGUCGAGCCAACCGCCGUAUUCGGUUCACCAGCAGCCCUCUGAAUUGGCUCCCCUGGCCAACGUCGCUCAGCUCAUUGCUGAUGUCCAGCGCAUCCAGCAGCGCCACACGCUCUUACUGUCUCGUUUGACCGAGCGCCUGGCCGGGACUGGGUGGAACGUUCAGUACCAUCAUGUGGCCACACCGACGGAGAGCCUGCGGAUCGCCCUGCCCCCAUUGUCUGGAAUCAACACUGCUGCUGCCCUCGAGGCUCUAUUGUGCGACUGGGGCUUUGACACGUCGCUUUUUGCCGCCACUAUCCGAGACCCGCUCGUGCCGCUGCCCGCUGCCACCGCUGCCGUCACUGCGCCAAAUGCUGCCUGCAAUGCCAAAAGCAGCAGCAGCAGCACCAUGAAAGCUCACAUUGACUCGCGCUUGUUUUCUCUCAUUGUUGACCAAGUGGUCGAUCCCGAGGAGGCGUACCGCGAGGACGUGCGCGACUUUUUGACUCAAAUCGAGCAGAUGCCCCGCCUGUCGCACAGACGGCUGUAUGGCGGGUGCUGAUAUGCCUGCUGCGCAGCAGCAGCAAUUACCCCGACUCUGGUCCCAACACACAGUGUGUGCUCCCUUUACAUGUAGAACGACAUGCUGUACAUAUAUAUCCAUUUUUAAAUUCGAUUACAAAAUAAAAAGUUGCUC